This is a messenger RNA of Eublepharis macularius, 2125 nucleotides long. RefSeq names its product M-phase phosphoprotein 10 (gene MPHOSPH10). Gene Ontology annotation, biological process: rRNA processing. The transcript has 11 exons. Bases 19 to 2073 code for a protein of 684 amino acids. Lineage: Eukaryota; Metazoa; Chordata; Lepidosauria; Squamata; Eublepharidae. The record is from RefSeq and is a predicted model, not a curated record. Gene Ontology annotation, cellular component: small-subunit processome; Mpp10 complex; sno(s)RNA-containing ribonucleoprotein complex.
UCGGGCAAGGCCGCGGCGAUGGCGGCGAGAGCGGCAGCGGCUGCAUGCGGGCAGCUGGAUCGGUGCUUGGAGACGCUCGUCGCCGCCGCGACCCAGCCGGAGCGCUUCCUCAGCAUUCAGGAGGCACUCGCUGACAACUUCAGCUCGCUAACGAAAACACUGUACGACUUCCACAAAGCACUUGAGACCGAGACGGUUCCUGGAAGCCCUUUAAAAGAACUGGUGAUAGAGAACUUUGAUGAAGAGCAGAUCUGGCAGCAGCUGGAACUCCAGAACAACACAGUCCUCAGCCACUUCAAAAAAGCUGUUGCUAGAAACAUUGCCGAGGAUGAUCUCCACCUUCUCCCAGACCUGGAGGAGGAGGAGGAAGAUCAACUCACAGAGGACAGCGAGCAGCAGACAGACGAUGAAGAUCAGAUGGAAGACCUCAGCAGUGAUCCUCUGGAAGAGGAACAUGACCUCGAAGAGGAGAAAGGACAAUGCAGAGCAAGGAAAGACCACACAUUUAGUGACGAGGAUUCCGAUAUUGACUUUGACAUCGACAAAUUAGAGCAGCGAACCCGACCGUCAAAGACGGCUGUGAAAAAAACAGGCAAGAAGUCCAUUGUGGAUGACAGGUUCUUCAGACUGGCCGAGAUGGAGGCUGUUUUGGAUGCAGCGGAGAAAAAAGAAAGCAGAGAGAAGGAUGGGGACAGUGACGAAGGCGAGGAAAUCGAUUAUUUUGAGGAUCUUCUUUCUGAAGAGGAUGAGGAGGAGGAGGUGGAAUUUGGGAAAGGAAAAAUGAAGCUACCUAAAAGUGCUCGCGAUCUUAAAUAUCGAGAUUAUUUUGAUCCUGUUGAUGAUAGCGAAGAUUUCACAAGCGAUGACAAAGGCCGUGAAGAUGAUGACGACCAGACCGAGGGAGAAGAAUGCGAAGGUGAAGAGGAAGGUGACGAAGGCACAGCUGACGAAAUGGAGGAAUCGGAUAAAAUUCAGCAGCCACAGGAGAGUGAAAGGAAGAAAGGGACUUCUAAGAGGGUGACGUUCACUUUGCCGUACGACAGUGACAUGGAAGACAAACCCGAUGCCUCGGAGGAAAAGACAAGCCGUUCCCCUGAAAAGAAAUCCUCCUUUGAGAAAAGGCAGGAAAAGCUGAGUGCAAAAAUUAAGUCUCUUGAAGAAGAGCUGCUGAGAGAGAAGUCCUGGCAGCUGAAAGGAGAAGUGACGGGACAGAAACGGCCCGAAAACAGCCUCCUGGAGGAAACGCUGCUCUUUGACCAUGCAGUCAAAAUGGCUCCUGUGAUCACAGAGGAGACAACGAUGGAGCUUGAAGAGAUCAUCAAGAGGAGAAUAAAAGAUCAGGCUUGGGAUGACGUUGUACGGAAAGAAAAGCCAAAAGAGGACCCCUAUGAAUACAAAAAGCGCUUGACUCUGGAUCACGAGAAAAGCAAAUUAAGUCUUACUGAAAUUUACGAACAGGAAUAUUUGAAGCUUAACCAGAAAAAAACUGAAGAGGAAGAAAAGCCUGAACAUGUAGAAAUUCUGAAAGCAAUGGAUGCUCUUUUUCUCAAACUGGAUGCCCUUUCCAAUUUCCAUUUCACACCUAAACCGCCCGUGCCAGAAGUUAAAAUAGUCUCCAAUCUCCCAGCAAUAAGUAUGGAGGAAGUUGCUCCGGUUAGCGUUAGUGAUGCUGUGCUUCUGGCUCCGGAGGAAAUCAAGGAGAAGAACAAAGCGGGAGAUGUGAAAACAGAUGCCGAGAAAACCUCCACGGACAAAAAAAGGGAGCGGAGGAAAAAGAAGCUUCGGUGGCAUAUAAAGCUGAAGCAGAAGGAGAAGCGGCAGAAACUCCUGGAGAAGAAGUUGGAGCAAAAUCCCAAGGUGAACAAACAAGUUUCAGCGGAGCAGCUGAGGAAGCUCACCAAGGAAGGCAGAGCAUCUCUGCUCAAGGAUGACGGCAAAGACAAGACUUUGAAGUCCUCCCGAGCCUUCUUCUCUCAGUUGCAAGAUCAAGUGAAAAUGCAAAUUAAAGAUGCAAAGAAAAGCCAGGGGAAGCCGAAGAAACGUGAACUCUCUGCCCAGAAGCUGAAGCUGUGAUAUAUUUAUGCAUAUGCUGAUUUGUACCAAUUAAAGCCAGUUUUCUAAUUUA